Molecule: messenger RNA, 815 nt
Organism: Fragaria vesca subsp. vesca
Lineage: Eukaryota; Viridiplantae; Streptophyta; Magnoliopsida; Rosales; Rosaceae
Exons: 4
Coding region: 78-617 (179 amino acids)
Cellular component (GO): Golgi apparatus
Source: RefSeq, a predicted model, not a curated record
CACAAACUGAGCACCUCUCUCUCUCUCUCUCUAUCUUUCUCUCUCUUCUGAACUGCUAGGGUUUGCGAGCUCUGAAAAUGGCGCCGAAGAAACGCAAGGCUGACGAGGAACCCGAGCCGGCCAAGAGCCCCGUCGAGUCAACUCGGAUGGUGACUCGUGGCUCGGAAGCCGCGGCUCGGCGGCAGACUCGGAGCUCCACUCAGGGAGGUGAUGCUAAGAGUGUGAAACCGGUGCCUAAGAAACCGGCGGCGGCGAGGAAGAAGAGCAAGAAGAAGAAAGAGGAGGCCAAAUCGGAGCAAGGCGAGGAGGCCGAGUCUGAUGAAGAAGUCGACAAGGUUGAAGAUGAGGAAGUGAACACCAAGACUAUUGUGAUUGAACGCUGCACGCAAUGCAAUUCAUUUAAGACAAGGGCCGAUCAGGUGAGAGCUAGUUUGGAGAGUCUGCCUGGCAUCACUGUGAAAAUUAACCCUGUUAAGCCAAGAAGGGGAUGCUUUGAGAUACGGGAAGAAGGUGGUGAGAAGUUCAUCAGUCUUUUGGACAUGAAGCGACCAUUUAAACCAAUGAAGGACCUGAACAUGCAGGAAGUAAUUGACAAUAUAAUUCAGAAGAUCCAGUGAAUGAGAGGUGAUGCAUGGCAGGGCGCAGUAGAGUUUUGUAUUAGAUGGGAAAAUAUCUUUUUGUUGUAAGCAUGUUUCACUUGCUUCUUUGGAAGUAGAAACAUGCAAGUACUAUCCUAUGGUUCUCAUUGAGUCCUUUUCUGAAUGGACCAAAUGAUUACUUUCCCGUUAACAGCUUGGUGAUCUUGACUUUCUUAG